AUGUGCGGUAUCACAGCGGCUAUUACGCUCCAGCGGAGCGGCUCCUUCAACGGAAGCAAUGACGGCGCCGACUCGAGUGGAGAACACGCCGCUCUUCGUCAGCAGCUCCAGAAGAGUCUCGAGUCCAUUGCCCAUCGCGGCCCGGAUGCAUCUGGUGUCUGGGUUAGCGACGAUGGGACCAUCGGCCUGGGCCACGCUCGACUGGCCAUCAACGACUUGUCCCCAGACGGAGUGCAGCCCAUGCACAGUGACGAUGGCAAGAUCCACGCCGUGGUGAACGGCGAGAUCUACGACCACGACGCCAUCAGAGAACGGUUGAUCCAGGACCACGGGUACAAGUUCAAGGGUCACUGCGAUAGCGAGGUCUUGGUCGCCCUGUACAAGGUCUACGGUGCCCCUGGCUUUUUUGAACACCUGCGCGGAGAAUUCUCCUUCGUCGUGUACGACGAGAACGACGGCCGGGUCAUUGUUGCGAGGGACAGGUUCGGCAUCAAGCCCAUGUUCGGAACCCUCCAGGGCGAGGGCGCCAGCAAGCGGAUGCUUCUUACCUCGGAGAUGAAGGGAUUUCUGGCCUUGGGCUGGGAGCCUCAGUGGAACGUCCACGGUCUGCUGAGCGGAUCCUCGAUGCAGGCGCACAACACCGUCUUCAAGGACGUCUGGAAGCUGAACCCCGGCACUUGGAUGGAAGUUUCACCAGACGGCGAGGUCCAGCACCACCAGUACUGGGACCCCGAUUUUAACGAUAAACGACAAGAGGAGACUCGGAGUGUGGAUGACAUGAUCCAGGAAGUGAGGCAGCGCCUGAUAGAAGCAGUGAAGCUUAGGCUUCGCGCCGAUGUCCCCGUGGGCAUUUACCUGUCUGGAGGUAUCGACUCGUCCGUCAUCGCAGGCAUUGUGACAAAACUUGUACGCGAAGAAGGGAUCAAACUGGGCAAUCAGGACGCGACGAAGCGUAUUCACUGCUUCACCAUCCAGUUCCCAGAAGCCUCGGGCUUCAAUGAAGCUGAUAUCGCCGAACGGUCCGCUGAGUGGCUGGGCGUGCAAAUUCUGAAGAAAGACAUGGACGAAGCCGCGCUGGCCGACAACUUUGCCGAUGCGGUCUACCACACGGAGCAUCACAACUUCGAUCUGAACAGCGUGGGCAAGUUCUGCCUUUCCACGCUGCCGAGGGAGCACGGCGUGCCCGUCGUGCUCACGGGCGAGGGCGCUGACGAGCACUUCGCGGGCUACCCGUUCGUGCUGCCGGCCUUCCUGAUGGAGCCCGAUGCCGCGUGGCCCCAGUCCACCAUGACGGACGAGGUCCGUGGGGACAUGUUCAAGGAGAUGUCGCAGGACCUCAAAGUGAUGUUUGACCGGAUCGGAAUGUUCGAGGACGAGUCGGCCUCGGGGGGUUCCAACACAUCGAUGCGUUUGGAGCCUGAGUGGAAUGCGUUCUCGCCAUGGGUGCGCGAGACCUACACAGCGCCUCCCUUUGCCGAAACGGCGUUCGCGCCCGAGGUACUCGGCAAGAUGAUGACCAAAUGGCACCCGCUGCACACGAGUCUCUACCUGUACACCAAGGGGACGCUCGCCAACAUGAUCCUGACGUGCCUGGGCGACCGCACCGAGAUGGCGCACAGCAUCGAGGCGCGUCCGCCGUUCCUGGACCACCACCUCGUCGAGUACGUCAACAACCUGCCGCCGAGCGUCAAGGUAGCAUACCUGGAAAACGCCGGUGGGGAGACGGGCGCGGUCGGAACGGGGGCGAGCCUGUGGUGGAAGGACCUGAGCCCGGCGCGACAGAAGCUCAGCGAGAAGUGGAUCCUCAAGGAGGCCGGCAAGCCAUUCAUCACGCAGGAGCUUUACGAGCGCAGGAAGCACCCGUACACGGCGCCGCUCAAGUGGCCGCGCGGGGGGCCGAUCCACAAGAUGAUGGUGGACUUGAUCAGCAAGGACAACAUCGAGAGCCUGGGCUUCAUCGAGUGGGACAGCGCGAAGAGGUGGCUCGAGGAGGGGUUCGGCGACGACGCGAGCCCGAGGGCGUUCCGGAAGCUGAUCUGCACGGCGUCGUGGGUGGUGCUCGGCCAGCGGUUUGGCGUGAAGACGGCCACCAAGGAGCAGUGGUGUGCGUAG
Colletotrichum higginsianum IMI 349063 is the source of this 2112-nucleotide messenger RNA. RefSeq names its product Asparagine synthase. Gene Ontology annotation, cellular component: cytosol. The transcript has 4 exons. The coding region runs from base 1 to 2112 and encodes 703 amino acids. Lineage: Eukaryota; Fungi; Ascomycota; Sordariomycetes; Glomerellales; Glomerellaceae. The record is from RefSeq and is a predicted model, not a curated record. Gene Ontology annotation, molecular function: asparagine synthase (glutamine-hydrolyzing) activity.